Molecule: messenger RNA, 3344 nt
Organism: Labrus bergylta (ballan wrasse)
Lineage: Eukaryota; Metazoa; Chordata; Actinopteri; Labriformes; Labridae
Product: discoidin domain-containing receptor 2-like
Biological process (GO): multicellular organism development; positive regulation of neuron projection development; protein phosphorylation
Cellular component (GO): plasma membrane; signaling receptor complex
Molecular function (GO): ATP binding; collagen binding; protein tyrosine kinase collagen receptor activity
Source: RefSeq, a predicted model, not a curated record
UCAGUGACUCCAGUGCUGAAUGCAUUAACUCACAGAAGUAGAUGUGGAAUAUUUCCUGAAACUGAUGGUUUUAUAAUAACAAGAGAAGAACUUGCGAAAGUGUGUCGAGAAGAGAUGAAGGUCAUGACACUUCAUCCGAUUACGAACCAUGUCUAUUUUUUCCUGCUGGCUGCGGCUGUCCGGUGUCAAGUCAACCCAGAGAUGUGUCGGUAUCCUCUGGGUAUGACUGGUGGGCAUCAGGACGAGGACAUCUCUGCAUCCAGCCAGUGGUCUGAGUCAACUGCUGCAAGAUUCGGCAGACUUGACCUGGAUAACGGAGACGGUGAUGGAGCUUGGUGUCCUGACAUCAUGUCAGAGCCAGACGGCCUCAAAGAGUUCCUUCAGGUGGACCUGCGCUCACUGCACUUCAUUACCCUGGUGGGCACCCAGGGUCGCCAUGCCGACGGGAUGGGUAACGAGUUUGCCCAGAGAUACAGGAUCAAGUACAGCCGCGACGGCAGCAACUGGGUGGGCUGGCAUGAUAGGAAGGGAAGGCAGGUGAUUGAGGGGAACAGGAAUGCGUACGAUGUGGUGCUGAAGGACCUGGAACCUCCAAUCAUUGCUCGAUUUGUGCGCUUCAUGCCUGUGACGGAUCACUCCAUGAUCGUGUGCAUGAGAGUGGAGCUCUACGGCUGUGAAUGGCUCGAUGGCCUGAUGUCUUAUAGUAUUCCAGAUGGGCACCAAAUGAUCUACAGAGGCCUGGAUGUCUACUUUAAUGACUCUGUGUAUGAUGGAGCGUUGGCUGAAAGGCUGACAAAGGGCCUGGGCCAACUGACAGACGGUACCUGGGGAUUGGAUGAUUUCCUCCACAGCCACAUAUACGGCAUGUGGCCGGGCUACGACUUUGUGGGUUGGAGCAACAAGAGCUUCCCCAAAGGUUAUGUGGAGAUGAUCUUUGAGUUCGACCACAUCCGAAACUUCACCUCCAUGAAGGUCCACUGUAACAACAUGUUCAGCAGAGGAGUGAGGAUGUUCAGACAGGCCGGCUGUUACUUCCGGUCAGGAUCAGACUGGGAGCCCGAGCCCGUAACCUUCAGGCCCGCUGUGGACCGUGUGAGCCAGAGCGCCCGCUUUGUCACCGUGCCGCUUGGAGACCGCACAGCCAGCGCCAUCAAGUGCCGCUUCCACUUCAGCGACGUGUGGAUGCUGUUCAGCGAGGUGGCCUUCCAGUCAGGCUCAGCAGUCUACAAUAAUUCUCGCGGUCCAAGAAAACCCGGACACCCAACAAACACAUUACCAGGAGAUGAUCCGACUCAUAAAAUGGACGACAGCAACACCAGGAUCCUGAUUGGCUGCUUGGUGGCCAUUAUCGCCAUCCUGCUGACGAUCAUAGUCAUCAUCCUGUGGAGGCAGGUGUGGCAGAAGAUGCUCGAGAAGGCGUCUCGUCGGAUGCUGGACGAUGAACUCACAGCUCGUCUUGCUGUCCAGACUCAGCCCUUCUCCUCCCAUCACUCCUCUCUGACCAGUGAGGGCGGCUCCACCUCCAACUCCACCUACGAGAGAAUCUUCCCCCUCUGCGCCGACUACCAGGAGCCUUCACGCCUUAUCCGGAAACUACCUGAGUUUGCUCAGUCCACAGAACAUCUCGAACUGAGCUCCAUCGGUAAAGCUCUUGCAGCUGGUGGUGCAGACGGAGCCCCUCACUAUGCGGAGGCAGACAUCAUCAGCCUGCAGGAGUCUUCAGACUGCAUCUCAAACUCCAUCGCAGCCGUCAGCAUGAAUCUGUUUGCCUGCACGGAUUCCUUCAUGAGAGAGUUCCCAAGACACAAACUCACCUUCAAUGAGAAGUUGGGAGAGGGCCAAUUUGGAGAAGUGCACUUGUGUGAGGCAGAGGGCAUGCAGGACUUCCUGGAUGACGACUUGGAUGUAGAGGGAAACACUGAGUCUCCUUUGCUGGUGGCUGUGAAAACGCUGCGGGAAGAUGCCAACAAGAAUGCAAGGAAUGACUUCCUGAAAGAGAUUCGGAUCAUGUCUCGUCUGAGGGACCCCAACAUCGUGCGUCUGCUUGCGGUGUGCGUGGACACUGACCCGCUGUGCAUGAUCACUGAGUACAUGGAGAACGGAGACCUGAACCAGUUCCUGUGCAGUCUGAGACGUAAAGAAGCUGCUGAAGAUAAGACUGAACAAGAGAAGGAAGAGGGAAAGGGUAUGGUCAGUAAACUUAUCGGCAUGGCUGUGCAGAUUGCUUCUGGUAUGAAGUACCUGUCCUCUCUCAACUUUGUCCACCGUGAUCUGGCAACACGAAACUGCCUGGUAGGAAAGAACUUCACCAUAAAGAUCGCUGACUUCGGCAUGAGCAGGAACCUGUACAGAGGGGAUUACUACAGGAUCCAGGGACGGGCGGUGCUGCCUAUUCGCUGGAUGUCCUGGGAGAGCAUCCUGCUGGGUAAGUUCACAAUGGCCAGUGAUGUGUGGGCGUUCGGGGUGACUCUGUGGGAGAUUCUCACUCUGUGUAAGGAGCAGCCGUACCCACAGCUCUCUGACGAGCAGGUCAUUGAAAACACAGGAGAGUUCUUCAGGGACCAGGGCAAACAGGUGUACCUGCCGAAGCCUCCCUGUUGUCCGGACACUGUCUACAACGAUUUGAUGCUGAGCUGCUGGAGGAGGAAUGCCAAACAGAGGCCUGGCUUUCAGGAGAUCCACGCUCAGCUGAUGGAAAGCCUGGCGUAGCAGACAAGACAGGCCGCCUCUCUCCGCCAUGCACUGUAACAAUUGCUCCCUGCAGUCUGGAUUUAUAUGGAAUCAGAAACCACCAAUUCAAUAUUUUCCGUUAGUUUUUUUGCCUUCUUGCAACAAUGGUGCUGUAAAUAAAAAGAUAUGAGGAGAAGGUUUACACUUGAACAGAGAUUUAAAUUGUAGAUAUCGUGCAAACAAGCACUAUUCACACCUCUUUGUAUUUAUUAAAUGCUUUUUAUUUCCUAAGUCAUUUCUAUUUAUCGAGUACUUCAUGUUAUUCAUAGGUUUUAAAACACAUUUUUGAUUACCUAAUAAACAUCUAUUUCUAGUGCACAUUUAAUUGUGAAUGUUGAGUCAUGUGACCUUGAAUUUUAAUAUAUUUGUUUCUUAAUAUGAAAGGAUGAAACAAUAAUGUAUGUUGCUUAAUAAAACAUGGGUUUUUACUCUGCAGCAGAGUAUUAAGUAUUUUAUGAACAUUUAAGUGUUGAAAAUACAAAAUAAUUUGUGCAAUGCUAAAUAGUUGUCUUUUGAAAACCUGUCAAACCCUAACACCCCUGUAAAUAAUGCAAAAGUUAUAUAAAUUGCAUCUUUCAUUAUGUCUUAUUUCUGUUUGCAGUAUUCAUAUGAUU